GCUUAAUAAAAAUUUACACGCGUCAUUAAUCCGGGGGUAAAGGUUAUUGAAGCUUCAUCGAAUACUUCAAUUCUAAAAUGAUUCUCUCGAGUAUCAUAUUCCUCAAUAAUUCUACUUACAGCGGAAAUCAGUGACAGCCACCUGGUCUGUGAUGAAUGCAAUCAUUUAUGGGGUUUGAUGUUAAAAAAUAUUUGAAAUUCCGAAAAUCUUUUAAAAUUGCGAUGCAUAUAAUUGUAUACGCUUCUUACCAACUUUUGGAUCCAUUACUAUAUUUUUUCAUUGUAUUUUUCAAUUUUUUUUGUUUGCCACAAACCUUUCAAAAAAUCACUAGAAAUAUGACAUCUAACAAAGUUUUCACUAAAUCACUGAACUUGUUCAAAAAUCACUAGAUCUAGUGAAAUUC
Molecule: messenger RNA, 403 nt
Organism: Acanthoscelides obtectus
Lineage: Eukaryota; Metazoa; Arthropoda; Insecta; Coleoptera; Chrysomelidae
Source: the annotation of a GenBank genome assembly